Molecule: messenger RNA, 642 nt
Organism: Histoplasma mississippiense
Lineage: Eukaryota; Fungi; Ascomycota; Eurotiomycetes; Onygenales; Ajellomycetaceae
Product: nitrogen assimilation transcription factor nirA
Exons: 2
Coding region: 1-642 (213 amino acids)
Source: RefSeq, a predicted model, not a curated record
AUGUCCGCCCAAAAGUGGAAUGUCGAUUUGCCAAGUGAGGCUGUGGCAAUUCUGGAACGUUCACACGCCAAAUUUGGACCAUGGGGGUCGUGGGACCAGGUUCAUUCUCCGUCGAACUCAGAAGCUUCCGACAGGGAGAGAGGCAAGAGACAGCGGUCAGAAAACUCUCAAAGCUUGGACAUGUCCACUAAGAACAACAGCUUGUCUAAUCUGAGUAUACCGCAGCUUUCUGCAUUAGGUGGUAUGGAGAGUUUAGUUGAGGCAAGUCAAGAUUGGUGGCUGAAGGACCAAAAUGCUUUGGCAUUGGGAUUAGACAACUGGGACGAAAGUUGGGAUAAUGCUCCUGGACCAGUUUGUACUAGCAUGGGCUUUGAAGCCAGUGUACCAGCAGUUGCUCUCGGAAGCAGUAACGGACAAAUCAUUGGGAGUAAUAGCCACAACCUGGGAGCCGACCAGCUGUCAAAUGCGAACGACGGCAUGGGAAUCAAUAUGCCGUUAACGUUACCAGGCUUCGACGCUGAAUAUACCGAUGAAAGCGGGCUGUCGCAGACGAGAACCAGUCUGGAUCAAGAUAACCCACAGCCGGAGCAAACAUCGACGACGAAUGCCGGAUCUGGAACUCUUGGUCAAAUAUAUUACUAG